Molecule: messenger RNA, 1191 nt
Organism: Linum trigynum
Lineage: Eukaryota; Viridiplantae; Streptophyta; Magnoliopsida; Malpighiales; Linaceae
Source: the annotation of a GenBank genome assembly
GAUCUUUGAAUGGGAUUGUGAGGUUUUUUCUUCGGAGUGAAUCAGUGAGGCUUUGUGAGGGUUGAGUGUUCUUCUUCUUUUUCUUGACCUCUGCCAGUUGCAAGUUACUCAGAAAUGACUUCAACUGCCUCUCUCUGACCUCACUCCCAGUUUUCAAUGGUAAAAACUACCAGAUCUGGGUUGUUAAGAUGAAGUCAUUCAUGCAAGGGAAUGACAUCUGGGAGCCUGUGAAUGGAAGAGUGGUGGAUCCACUUCCAGCAAAUGCUUCUCUAAAUCAGCAAACCAGAUAUGCUGAAGAGGUAGCUAAAACCCACAGAGCUCUUACCUGCAUCCAUGCUGCAGUUACUGAGGAAGUCUUCACAAGAAUCAUGACUUGCACAACAGCAAAGGAAGCUUGGGACAAACUUCAAGAAGAGUACCAAGGGUCUGAUAGAGGUAAGCAAAUGCAAGUUCUGAAUCUGAGAAGAGAGUUUGAAAGUCUGAGAAUGAAAGCAAGUGAAAGUAUCAAGGACUAUCUGGAUAGAAUCAUGAAAAAUGUGAAUCAACUAACGCUACUUGGUGAGACUUUUGAUGAUUCUAGGGUUGUUGAGAAGAUCUUAGUCACUGUGCCUGAAAAAUUUGAGGCUAAGAUCUCAACUCUGGAAGAUACUCAAGAUCUGUCUACACUGAGCAUAACUCAACUGAUCAACUCUUUGCAAGCAACUGAGUUGAGGAGUUCCAUCAUAAAUGAUGACAACUCAGAAGAAGCUUUGGUUGUAAGACAACAAAAGGCAAAAGGGCAAACUUCUGGAGUCAAGAAAACUCCUAGAAAGAAGAAAAAGGGUAAGGAGGAGCAGACUGAAAAACCAACUGAGAAGAAGGUCUAUCCUCCUUGUCCCAUCUGUAAGAAAACUAAUCAUACUGAGAACUACUAUUGGUAUAGACCUAAUGUGCACUGCAGGUCAUGUAAAAGACUAGGUCACGUUGAAAAGGUCUGCAAAAACAAGAGUAUCAGGGAACAAGUGGCUGUUGCAGAAGCCAAUGAACAGAACAAGCAAGAAGGGAUGUUUAUGGUUACCUGUUUCACAGCUACAAGCAGCAGUGAGGACUAGCUUCUGGAUACUGGUUGUACAAAUCAUAUGACCAACAAUGAGGAGUAUUUUCUUGAUCUGGACAAGUCCUACAAGUCUAAAGUAAAGAUUGGAAAUGGUA